GAUUACAUCUCAAUCUCUCAAUCUCAGCUCUUGCUCUCCCCAUUCGACAUGUUGUUCAAGACUCUCUUCACCGCGGUUGCCGUGGCCGUCUCCGCUCUCGCAGCCCCCCUUGAGGAGCGCGACACGUCCCAAAACAAGCCUCACUUUAACCCCUCGGCGACUUGGGCAUACAACGUCCGCACGGGCGAGAUCGCCUCCACGUCCCGGGGCGUCGUCUCCAAGUUUGACGCCAACAAGGGAAACGACAUCACCGCCCUCCUGACCUUUACCUAUCCCGCCGCCUCCAAGGGAAAGCAGUGCCAGUUCGCCUUCUACCUUAACGACGGCGGCAACUUCCACGGCAGCGGCAAGAUCGACCUCUUCAGCAGCCUCACCCCAGCCCCCGGCACUACCGCCACCUGGCCGCCAGGAAACCAGCGCAACCAGCAUCUCGCCCGCCUCUCCGUCGCACGUGGACAGGAUGCCUCCUACGACGCCACCUACAGCACUUACCUGACCAAGAAGACCCCCUGCAAGGCCCCUGGCACCAAGGAAGGCUUCGAGCUCGUUGGCGUGUACGACAAUGACUUUGUGUCCUGGAACCUCAACCACGCCGGCCCCCGAAUCGUGUACACCUAAGUCCCGCUGUGCUGGGCUAUUGGUUGACGUGAUCGAUUUAUUCUUCUUCGACUUUCUUUGACCUUUUUGGGACUACUUUCUACACUGAGGCGUCGGAUGGAUUGGAUGGCAAGAGCGUUAGAUGGCUGUUUGAUGGUUUUUUGCAGGAUUUACUCCGGUCCUUUCAGCAAGGCGUAAUGCAUCGUCUUGGUCACAGAUCAUAUUCUGUCCUUCCUUGGUAGUGAAACUGAAUAGACACUUCCUUCCUACUCAUCUAUCCCCUUGUGAACGGUGCCUGGAAAGUAGCA
Molecule: messenger RNA, 905 nt
Organism: Ilyonectria robusta
Lineage: Eukaryota; Fungi; Ascomycota; Sordariomycetes; Hypocreales; Nectriaceae
Exons: 1
Coding region: 49-618 (189 amino acids)
Source: RefSeq, a predicted model, not a curated record